AAAGGAAAUUUCAUCUGGGGGUCGUAUCGAUGGUAUUCGAUGCCCCUUGAAGUUAAAGACCUUUAUUCUGUAUCUCCUUGUUGAAUCUCUGUACCAAUGGCGAAACAAAGCAGGACAACGGGCUUUUUCUCCAAGUCUACCCACUUUUUUUAGUUUGAUGCCAAAAAAUUUGAAAAACCCAACCCUUUCAGUGCACCCUUAAGAAACUCAGGCUCUAUGGUUGCUGCAGCUGCAAACUGAACCCUCUUUGUGGAAGGCAGGCUUUUUGUGAGUGUUGGAGUCUACCGUCACAGAAAAAAAGCGUGAAUGAAGGUCUGCAGUGGUCGAGCUCAGUCAGGCUCACUGAUUUCUGUCAUGUAGGUGCUUGGGCAGAGUUUAAAACAGGCACGGCUAUGGCUACGGCUACUGACAGGGCUACUGCAGCACAUAAACGACAAAAACCUAAAGCUGUUAGCACGGAAGAAGGAAACAACUGCUGGGCUAGUGAAGGAACGCACACGCAGCCCAUGGAGUCGAGAAGUCAAUGUGGAACAGCUAAACACCAAGAAAGAAAAUGGCUACUUCCCUUCGGAAGCUUCGCAUGCUGCAAAAGUGCAUAACGACAAGCAGAGUAAGCAUCAGGAGACCAUGUUCCAGUAACCCUGGUUCAAAGUUGCCAUCCGUAGAAGGAGAAACCAUCCUCCACAACCCAAGACCUCCAGGACGUUGCAAGAUCCGCCAGCUACAUCCGCGGGAAGUGUCUGUUCUCUCCAACAGUCAGCCAGUAGAGGGCAGCAGAUUGAGAAAUGAAGAGCUGCGGUUGAUGUAUGACACGGAUCCCAACGGAUUCUUCCUUGCCACCGCGGAUGAUGGGGACGUGGUUGGUACCGUUGCAGCCUUGCGCCUGAGUGACAAGUUGGGGUUUAUUGGAUUCCAUCAUGUCAGAGACAGUUUCCUGGAGGAAGGAGCGAGACUUUGGGAUGUGGCCGUGGGUUACCUUGGAGACAGGAACAUUGGUAUAGAGGUUGCCAUGCAGGAUGUUGAGAAGUACAUGGAACUGGGCUUCAAAGAGGAAUGGAGAAAUGGCUGCUUUAAAGGCUCUGGAAUUCCUCUUCUACCUGAAGUUCAAAGCAAUAGACUCCUGAGAUCAGUUGCUGAGAUGGGGUUUGGCCGGGUGGUGGAUUUUGACACAGAUGUCUGUGGUGAGCCACGGGUCAAAUUUCUGCUCAAGUGGCUGAGGACUGACAACCCAAGAGCUGCCCAGGCUGUCCUAGAGGACAAUCGUGUAGUUGGCUAUGGUGUCAUUCGUCCUCUUCAGAGGGCUUCCAGUCACCGCAUCGGCCCGUUGCUGGCAGAAAACACUGCCCUGGCUCAGGUCCUUCUCCUCUCCUUGCUGAGCAGCGUGCCUCAGCAGACCCUGUAUCUGGACUCGCCCUUGGAUAAUCCCUCCUUCACCAGGCUCCUGGAGACUGACCUGAAGAUGGAGCAGGUGCAGGAGAGAGCCCGCAUGUACACCAGGGGCAAUCCACAUGUCAAUGUCAGGAAAGUAUUUGGCAUGCUCAGUAAAGACAUUGGCUGACAAGGAAAAAGCCCCUGAAUAUUUGGAGGGUACCUGCAUCGGCUGUGAUACCUUGAGGUCAAACAUGAACAGUAAGGAGACAGAAUGCAUCAGUAAAUAUUUGAGCAAAAGUAAUCAGCAGUCAUAGAGCGAUAUAUAAAUUACUAGCGCACAAACUCGCGGUACAAAGCGACAGACACUUGCUGGGUGCAUUCAUGUUUGUACCCAACCAUGGAAAACUUGAAAUUUGGAACAGCUUUUGUAUGGCUACUUGCAUAUGUACAUUUGGGUUUUAAAAUGUGAAAACAAUGCGGGAACACCAAAGGACUAAAUGCGCAAUCAGUGAGGGAUUUGUUUUAAACAAUGUACAUGCCUGUGAAUACGCGCUGCAGAUGAAGUUUCUGAGGCCGUAUAAUGUGUCAUCCUAAUGUUAAAAUGCAUUAUUUUACAUUAUUCAGCAAAAAGCAUUCAUGCCAUCUUACUUCAUUGUGUUCUACAAACACAUGCAUGAAUUCAAAAUGCCUGCACCCAGAAGAGUUAGGACUCUAGUAAGUUAAUGUGCUUUAUGACAGCAGUACAGGAAGCUUUAAGGGCACUAACAUAAUGUACCCCUCUAUUUGUCUGAAAGUUUUACAUUAAUUUCAUUUUAGCAUAAACUUUGAUCUCAAAGAUUUAUGACAUGUUAAGUUACAUGCAUUGAGUAUGACUCCAAAUUUGAUGUGCUUGUCAUAGGAGUUGUUGCAAAGUGUCUUAGCGUUUCAUGAAAUUAGCCCCAGUGAAAUUGGGAAGAUCAGAAGUGGUUUGGGUUGGGAUAACAGUCUAGAGUUCAUCAUUUGACCAAGUUUGAUUGGCUGGUCCUAAACUGGCAAUUGUUUACAAAGAGAGGUUCCAUUGAUAAUGAUGUAUGCAAUUUAUUGUACUGCAUUAACAAUGAUACAAUUGAGAUGUAGAGUAACUCUGUACAUUUGAAACUGCUGUUAAAUUCAAAGCAGCAAUUCAGAAAAACAAAAUUGCCAAAUACAUGUACAUGUAUUCAUUUCAUCAAACACUGCCAAAUGAUUAUUGAAAUCUGUUAAACCCAUUUAAAUCCAUUGAGGAAGUCGCUUCACCAAUUACAAUCCAACCUAGCAAAUCAUAGUUUCAAGUUAAGCCUAGGUAAGAUUUCUCUAAAAACACCCCUGAGUUGCAUUGUGCCAACAAUACUUCGGGAUUUCAGAGGAACAAACAAGUCCCAUAUCCCCCUUUUUUCCAUCAUCUUGCUUCAACCUCCAAUUACCAUUAGAUUAAUAAAGAAAGCGUCAGUCUGAGCACUUUAAAUUUAUAUGCAUUUUGGCAUGCCAAUACUUCAGUAACUAACCAUGAAUUGACAAAAUUGACAUAAAUCUGCCUUUGCCACACAGUAAUUAAAUAUGUCUUGCAAUAUUAAAAUUCAGUGUCGAUAUAAAGAGAUAACCCCCCUUAAGUAUUUAAAUGCUAAAAUGUAGUAGCUGUAACAACACAGUACACACUACUUGCACCCAAGGUGUUAUUUUAUGCCAGGAAAUGUUCACACAAUCUUGGUUGGAAGACCUUAGUGGUUUGAUGUUUCAGCACACGAAGUCACUGAACCAGGUACCCUGUACGUCCAAGUCAAGACUGCCAAGCAUGAUGCACUGCUAAAGAAGUCUUGGAACCAAGACUAACCUUGA
This is a messenger RNA of Acanthaster planci (crown-of-thorns starfish), 3225 nucleotides long. RefSeq lists its product as uncharacterized. Lineage: Eukaryota; Metazoa; Echinodermata; Asteroidea; Valvatida; Acanthasteridae. The record is from RefSeq and is a predicted model, not a curated record.